AUGGAAAAUAUAAAAUCCAAUUCUAAUGAUGAAGUUUUGGACUGUGGUAAGCCAGUGAAUUUCACCUACUUUGACAACUUAGUAGGUGUUUUGAACAGACAUAGACAUCCGAUUGUCCCUGAACCUCAAGCAGUCCUAUGUUUUACCAAAAGUUAUGGAAAGAAUAAAAACGAAAUUGAUGAUUUCGACAUAGAUACAUUGGAGAAGAAUCUGAAGAAAGCUAAGAAGGAGAAACCAAAAUCCAUUCAGCUGUAUAACCAAAUAGGAAACUUUUGGCGUAUAAAAGGAGAUGCUGGCAAAGCAAUUGAAUGUUUUCGAAGAGCUCUAGCCGCUUCUCCCCACAAUGCAGAAGUCCUGUUGAAUCUUGCCAGAGUUUUGUUCUCCUUGCAGUAUUUAGAUGAUGCCAUAUACUUGACCAGGAGGUCAUUAGAAGUGCAAUCGUCAGAAAAAGGUGCGUGGCAGCAGUAUUUCACUUUAGGAGAGAUAUUCAAGGCUUACGGGCACUACCAGGAGGCUUCUAUCCAUCUGAAGCAUUCUUUGGAACUCAAUCCAGGGUUUGAGCCAGCUCAAAUAGCGUUAAAAGAGAUGGAAACGAUGCCCGCUGCCACAAUACACAUAUAUACGUUGGUGAUAAUAGUGUGCUUGGUAAGUUUGUUGUGGAAUCGCGACUUCAUCAUA
Messenger RNA from Phaedon cochleariae (mustard beetle), 678 nucleotides. Lineage: Eukaryota; Metazoa; Arthropoda; Insecta; Coleoptera; Chrysomelidae. The record is from the annotation of a GenBank genome assembly.